ACACGCACACGCAUCACGCGUGCGUACGCACGCGACUCUCGCGGCGUGUGUGCUGCGAGUGCUCACGUUAUUGUGAUCGUGACGAUGUGUGUGGCGUAUAACGAUAUUAUGGUAAUGCGACACGUUGCUGCGAGAAUCGUUGCAAAAUUAUGCGCGACAUUAACUCGUCGUUAAAAAAAAAAGACAUUGCCGCACUUGCGUGACUGCACACAAGUGCCUGCGAAACGACACUCUCGCGGAUGAAAAACAUCUGGGAUAACAAUCGGAUCAGCAAAAUUGUUCGUAGCAUUGUUGUGUACAAUACUUGUGAUGUAUGAAUAAAACAAAAAUGGAUAUUACGCUGGACGACAAGCUGAAUGUGCUGCAGCAGAUAAGUCAAAGGAAACUUGUCGAGAUAUUGGAUAACAUUCCAGGAACAAAGGAUCUGAUAAUAGAACAAAAACUUAUGAAAGUGCUGGACAGCUUCGUAGGCAUGACUGUGCUAAAGAGAUACGGAGUGGACAAAAUAUACAAAAUGGAGGAAGGACUGAAACCAUCGAAUACUCAACGUAUAUUUUUAGUAUCCAAUAAUUUGAUCACAUGUAAAAGGGUUCUUGAUCAAAUACAGUCCGAGGUGUCCCACAUUAACAGGCCUCACGUCACUGUGUGUCAUCAUUUGCUGGUCAUGCCAUUUGUCCCACCUGUUUUACACAAUCUCGUUGAGGAAGAAGGUUUGUCUGGACUGGUUGCACUGCAGACGUUGUCCACAGAAUUCGUAAAAUUAGACGGCAAUGUUUUAUCAUUGGAAAAUCCAAUGUUUGUCGAUUUAUAUUAUCACAAGGAUACCAGUCUUCUGCGAGUACUGGCGCGCAGCUUGUGGUCGUUGCAACUGAUACUCGGCUCUCCGAGACUCUCGCUCUUUUUUGGCAAACACAGCCAGCAGGUGGGCAAGCUGAUGGAAUCGAUAGAGCAAUGCCUGGGCACGUCUAGUUUGGAAAACGAAGUUGGCGCCCUGAUUGUCAUGGACAGAAGUUUCGAUCUGGUCACGACUCUUUUAACACCGGUGAUAUACACGGGCUUGUUGCACGAGAUGAUCGAAGUGAAUGUCGGCACAGCAGUAUUGGGAAAAUCGCAAACUAAAUUGGACCCGUACAAAGAUCACAUCUAUGGAGAAGUGAGAGAUGCUCCUUGCAGCGAUGUUUUUCCGAUCUUACACGGCAAGGCCAAGUCACUUAAAUCUGAACAGGAAGCUAUACAACUGAUGAAGUUGGCCGAGAUGGAAAGAUAUGUGUCAACGAGACUGCAAAAAUCCAGGGACACGACGCGACAAUUGGCAUUUCACAUAUCCGCAUGUCAGACCAUUGCCGAUAGCUUGGGUUCCGAAUUUCAAGCCUUGCAGACGAUCGAGAGACUAAUGCUCGAUUGUAGGGAUAGAAAGGAAUGUUUGAGCUAUAUCGAGAGAAAUAUAGACGAGCACGAAUUACGAUGUUUGCGUCUUUUGUGCCUGUUAUCUAUUACCACGGAUGGUAUCACGCAGACCGAGCUUCAAAAUAUUCAAAAACUACAUCUCCACACGCAUGGUUAUCAGCAGAUUCCGUUGUUCUAUAAAUUGCGCACAGUUGGUUUGUUAAAAUACAGAACUGAAAAUAUUUUAAACAAAUUGCCGAGCAGGACCAGCGAAUGGAGUAGCAACGCACAAAAAUUGAAGCUAUUGCCCGGUUAUUCCAAGCGGUCCGAUCAGAACAGUCGUACUUGUCCGAGUUAUGUGUUCAGUAACACUUAUAUGCCUUUUGUAGCGCAAAUAUUAAACAUUAUAUCCAAUCAAGAGAAAGAUACUCGCAGUUUUGAGGAUUUGACUAAUUUAUCGGGCUGCGUUGUUAACGGUCAACGUGGAGUGUUAUCACCGAAGACAAUCGUGAUCUGCGUCAUAGGAGGUAUCACCUGUGCAGAGAUAGCGGCGUGCCGGCUUAUAGAAAAGUCCACAGGAAUACGUCUGGUUCUUGCGUCAGACACUAUUCUAACCGGCAACAAACUUAUUAAGAAAAUACAAGAAAUAUGAAUCUCACUGUGAUCUGAAAUGUUCACACACAAGUGUAUGCACUUUUUUUUAAUAAACUAUAUAAUAAAAAUA
This is a messenger RNA of Pseudomyrmex gracilis, 2110 nucleotides long. It is a transcript of the gene Vps33B, whose product is annotated as vacuolar protein sorting-associated protein 33B. NCBI's taxonomy places the organism in Eukaryota, Metazoa, Arthropoda, Insecta, Hymenoptera, Formicidae. Gene Ontology annotation, biological process: vesicle-mediated transport; intracellular protein transport. Gene Ontology annotation, cellular component: lysosome; CORVET complex. The coding region runs from base 314 to 2038 and encodes 574 amino acids. The record is from RefSeq and is a predicted model, not a curated record. The transcript is spliced from 7 exons.